Messenger RNA from Falco peregrinus (peregrine falcon), 4681 nucleotides. It is a transcript of the gene SLC22A7, whose product is annotated as solute carrier family 22 member 7. Lineage: Eukaryota; Metazoa; Chordata; Aves; Falconiformes; Falconidae. The record is from RefSeq and is a predicted model, not a curated record.
GGCACCCUCUGAGCCUCUCCAUGCUCCCUGCUCCCAGGUCAUGAUGACACAAACGGUGCUGAAACCCACUUAGCUGAUGCACAGCAACCAAGCUUUGGUGCCCCUGGGCAUCCCUACACAGAGGGUCACUCCCGCCCUCCCGGGGACCUGUUUUAUGGCCUGGCUGGUCCGGCCUGUGGUCAGCUCUCACUAGACAGAGUUUGUCCACACUAGAAGUGUUACCCUCACUCUAGAAACAGCAAUACUUCCACAGCAGCCUUCCCACAGCUGCCUUCCUGAUGUGGAUCUCCCUCUCCAAAACCAGAGCAGGAGGAAAGGACUCCAAAAAGAGAAGGUGCCUUCUGCUGGGUCCACCUGCAAUGGCUGCACUGUGUGCACACAGGAUCAUUUCUUUGGCUCUACCCCCGAUGGAGAGUUUUGCUGUGACUUUUGACAACCUUUCAGCAAGAUCUCAAAGUCCAGUGAGGUGGCUGUAUGAAGAGCCAGGGGAGGCUGAGCUCCAAGGACAGAGCGCUUUUCAAGCUCAUGUUGCCGCUCCUUAGUAUGUAGCUGCUCUGAAUGAGCAAACUCCACAAAAAAGAUGAAAUUUGAGGAUCUCCUGCUGGACAUCGGUGGCUUUGGAAGAUUCCAGAUUUUUAUUUUGUGUAUCUUCUGCUUACCCAGAAUCAACCUUCCCAUGCAUUUCCUGCUGCACAAUUUUCUUGCUGCUACAUUCUCUCAUCACUGUGCAAUUCCACACCAGGAGGCAUUUGCAGAUCUCACCAUGGAGGAAGUUCUGCUCAUCAGCAUCUCCUGGGAGCCCAAUGGCACUUUCAGGUCCUGUGAGAUGUUCUCACAGCCUCAGUUUCACCUGCUGCUCAAUUCCUCUCUGCAACCAGAAAACAGCUCGGUGAUCCAGCACUGCCAGCGCGGAUGGGUCUAUGACCACUCACAGUUCACCUCCACCAUCUCCACCCAGUGGGACCUGGUGUGCGAGCAGCACGGACUGAACCAGGCAACUGCAACCUUCUUCUUUGCUGGCGUGACAAUGGGGGCCAUGGUGUUCGGAUACCUCUCGGACAGGUUUCAUCCCCUUCAGGCUACGGAAAGCAUGCUCCUGCUGUUGCUUGUGUGCUCUGUCAUGUUUGGGAUGCUGAGCACUGCCUCCAUCUCCUACAGUAUGCUGGCCAUCACACGGACCCUCACCGUGGUGGCCCUGAGAGGCAUCUCCCUUAUUGUAUUGCCUUUGGAAACACAGAGCUCCAACAGGAACACUGUCUUCUCACCUCACACCACGUGGGUCCCAGAGUCUGUCCAGUGGCUCAUCACCAAUGGCAAAGUGAAACAGGCUCAGCGGCAUCUGCUGAGUGCAAGAAUGAACGGAAGGAAAGACUUCACUAUCUCACCAGAGGCCCUCAGGGGGAUGGCAACAGACAAAAAGCCAGGAGGGAAUUACUCCUACAUCAGAUUGUUCAGGACACCAGUCCUGCAGAAAAUGUCUCUGUGUUCUGGGGCUUUUAGGUCUUAAACCAGGUUUUAACACCUAUUAAUAAUGAUUUUGUAACGGUAAAGGGAACUACUGGUCAAAGUGAAGAAACAUAUUUCCUCCACAAUUAGGAAUAAAAUUUAAGGUGGAGAAUAACCAAUUAAAUCUUUGUAACCACUGGGGUUAUAUGUUGCAAGUGUGCAACACCUUGUGUAUCCUAACCUAUUGUCUGAGUGAUUGAGGGCUAGCCCAGAGAGAGAGAGAGUGUGUAUGUGAAAGACACAGUUUUACUGCAAGACAAAUAUUUUGUGGUCCUUGUGAGGGAGUCAGUUGUUAUUUGGAAAUAAUGGGAGACAAACAGAGUAAAGGAAUAUUAAAGAAAAGCCCACUGGGAUACAUUUUACAUCACUGGAAACAAAUUGCUGGUUCCCUAGGAGGAUCAUCCAAAAGGGGGAAGAUCUGAUAAAAUAUUGUAAUCAAUAGUGGCCUCUCUAUAAAUUGGAGAGUGGAGAAAAAUGGCCAGUAAAUGGAACUUUGAAUUAUAAUAUGUUGUUACAGUUAAUACUAUUUCUAAGACUAGAAAGAAAAGGGGAUGAAGUAAUACGUGCUGAUGUUUUUCACGUUAAGACAACAUCCAGAGUGACGGAAAAAAUGUGGAAUUAAUUUCACUCCAGUGGAUCCUUUAGCUUUGACAUUAGGAAAAGAUAACAAGAGCAAUAAAACAUUGAAAAAAUGUUGCUCUGCCUGUAACAUAGGGCAGAGGUGUCUAAAAUUAACCCAUGAAAAUAUAGAAGAAGAUUUUGAAAGGUUAACUGCACCUAGGUUGCAAGUUACACAUGAAAAUAAUAGUGACAUGGAAUCAGAAACAGUAGGGGAACAGACCCUACACCUGCUCCUGUUUCUAAAAGAACCAGGAGUUGACAACCAUCAAUACUGAAAGAUCUUCUGAAAUCAGCGAUUCAAGCCUCUUUGCAGAAGGCAGCAGGGAAUGAUGGUCCAAUGUUUAUAAAAGUACCAUUUUCCAUUACUGAUUUGAAUAAUUGGAAAAUAGCAGCUGGAAAUUUGAUCCAGAAAAGGUGGCAAGUGCAUUUGAAAUGAUGAUUAAAACACAAAACCCAGAUUGGCAAGAUACAGAUGCAAUAUUGCACAUAUUAUUUGACAGUACAGAAAGAUACAAGAUUCGAAGGGCAGUACUACAUUUCCCUUUGACAGAUCCCCAUGGAACCCUAAUGACUGAGAUGAUAGAAAAUUGAUAAGAUGAUAUCAAAAUUUUAUAUUAUUUGGAAUACAUAAUGCCACCCCAAAAGCUGUCAAUAUGAAAUAAAGCAAGAUAAGAAAGAGUCCCAAACAAAUUUCUUAAAUCGAUUAUAGGAAGCAACAAGGAAAUAUACCACUCUAGAUGUUGAAUCAGAAAAAGGAAAAGGGCAUUUGGCUACUCUGUUUAUUGGGCACACAUCAAAUGGUAUUAAGUGGAAACUACAAAAACUCCAAGGAAUAGAGGCGAGAGAUAUUCGAAAAAUAUUAGAUGUUGCAUAGACGGUAUGUCAAAAUAGGGAUCAACAAAGAAACACACUAAUAUUAAGUUGAUAGCAGCCUUAGAGAGCUUUUGUCUUAAGUGGUUAAGCCACAUUUUUGUUUUUGUCAUGUACUAUUUCUUGUUCUAUCCAACUUAUUCAACAUGUGGUAACUCAAAUGCAAUCUGCAACAAUGGUGAACGCAAAAGGUUAAAAAAAAUCAUACGAUCUAUACACCAUCUAGUUGGCCAACAGUUAUAGAUACUAUCUAGGAUUCUUUCAUUUUUAUUUUAACUUUUACUAUAUCAAUAUAAGGUUUAAAGACUAUAGAUAAUUUUAGAUAUUUUAGGCUGUUUAUAAGUAUCAACAACUCACAAGAUAAGCCAUAAGGUGGGAAGGAAGGCAAUAAAGAUUUGCACAAGAGCUUACAAUAAAGGAAAUCUUUGCUGCAAAAGCAAAAAAGAAAAAGCUGAAAAAUGGAAAGAUCACAUCACUUUGCUGCACCUGCUGCUGCGGGGCUCCUCCUACCAGGGGCUCUACGAGGGUGAUGGCCACCCCGAUACACUCAACAGCUUGCUCCAGCCUAGUUUGCAAUCCUGGUAAAAUCCAGGCGUUCCCUCUUUUUUGGAGGCUUUCCAAAGGCAAAAGGUGUCGGGCCAGGCAUGCUGCUGACAUGACAGUGCUGUCACUGGCCGUCUUUGCUUCAUGAGGUUCUCCCCAUGAUUCACAAAGUCCAGGAAGAGAAACUGAAGGCUAAUGGUGGCUGCGGGGAAAAGCUCUGCUCACGGGGUUUGUCCCUCCACUGCGGGGAGAUGGACCUGCCAGAGCCCGGGGUACUUGCCGGAUAUGCAGCCUAUGCACGUACAACAGGGCUGGGGGAUGCAGCAGCAGCAGGGCUUGUAAAUGAGUGUGUGGGGUCUCAGCUGCCGCGCAAGGGGCUGGGGCCACCACCUGCCGGGGACACACAGCCCUCUGGCCACGUGCGACACUCCACCAGCUCCUGUCCCGCAAGGGACUGCAGGCAGUGAUGGAGGGGUGUCACCGAGCCACCCACCGAAUCUGGGGAGGCGGGGGUGGUCCUUCUCAUGGCUCACCGUGACCCCCCGAAGGUGCUCAGCCCAUUUCUGCAAUGAGCACUGACGAGCUCAGCACUGAUGGGUGCCCCACGUUCUGGGAGCGGCAGCCCUUGCUUGCUCAGCAGAGCCCCAGAGAGCUCGGUGCCUCUGGACAAGGGUGGGAGGCAGGUCUGGAGGGGGGUGGGGGGUGGGGGGCUCUCAGCUUGCCGUUCCCUCAGCCAGAAUUCAGCAGGACCCCUUUUUCUUGCCUGAUCAGAGACAGGUCACGCACAUACCCCACAGCCCAAGUGUGAUUUGCACAUCCCUUCUCCAUCAUGACCCCAAAAGCUGCAGUGCUGGGGGGACAGGACACGUGUCUACCCAGUCCUGCCUGCGUGGAGUCUGGUGUGUCUAACAUAGAGGUUGAGCACACACUGACAUCUCUAGGAACAAAACGGAGACGGGUCUGGCCUUCAUCCCCCUUCCUGGCCUUGGUUCUUCACACACCCCAGAGGCAUCAAGUACUUUGGGGGCCUUUUCCCCCCACCAGCUCCUCAAAUCCCGCUGAUGUCAGUGCCGGGCUCAGCAGCUUUAUUGUGAGGAGGCAGGCACCGAGCUGUGACGUGGUCUCUGCCAUUUCCUAAGAA